Messenger RNA from Trichomycterus rosablanca, 2258 nucleotides. It is a transcript of the gene strada, whose product is annotated as STE20 related adaptor alpha. Gene Ontology annotation, biological process: protein export from nucleus; protein phosphorylation; activation of protein kinase activity. Gene Ontology annotation, molecular function: protein kinase activity; protein serine/threonine kinase activator activity; ATP binding. The record is from RefSeq and is a predicted model, not a curated record. Gene Ontology annotation, cellular component: serine/threonine protein kinase complex. Bases 80 to 1390 code for a protein of 436 amino acids. Lineage: Eukaryota; Metazoa; Chordata; Actinopteri; Siluriformes; Trichomycteridae. The transcript is spliced from 13 exons.
CAACCGGACCACGCCGCGCUGUAACUGACAGGAGUUAAGCCAUUUCAAUCACACACUUUCAGGAACUACAGGGAUUUGGAUGUGUUUCGGAUGGUGUAGACGCUCCUCAUCUUCAGGUUCCAUGUCUUUUUUGCGCUGGGUGUCGGAGAAGCUGAGUGUGGAGAGCCUGAGGGAUUUGGACUUAUUUGGAGAGCCAGCUCAGGCAAGCCCACUCAGAAGAGCCCAUGAGGACAGUCGUGAGUCUCUGAGCUACCUGCAACCCCAGGGCACCAUGGGAACCUUCCUACCAGACAGCAACGCCUACGAGCUCCUCACCAUCAUCGGUCAGGGUCUGGAAAACCUGAUGACUGUCAAUCUGGGCCGGUACAAACCCACCGGUGAACAUGUAGCCAUCCGACGGAUCGACAUGGAAGCCUGCACCAACGACAUGGUCAACUACCUUCAGGGAGAACUGCAUGUGUCUAAACUGUUCCAUCACCCCAGCAUCCUCCCGUACAGGAGUAUUUUCAUUUCAAAGAACGAGUUAUGGGUGAUCACGCCCUUCAUGGCCUAUGGAUCAGCACGGGAUUUGAUCAGCACGCACUUUGCUGACGGUUUGAGUGAGCUGACUAUCGCGUACAUCCUGCUUGGAGUUCUGAGGGCACUGGAGUAUAUUCAUCACAUGGGUUAUGUUCAUCGGAGUGUAAAGGCGAGCCACGUUCUGAUCGCGUCGGACGGUCAGGUGUACCUCUCUGGUCUGAGGAGCAUCUUCAGUAUGAUCCGACACGGUCAGAGAGCACGAGUGGUGCACGAUUUUCCUCAGUACAGUGUUAAAGUGCUGCCGUGGCUCAGCCCUGAGGUGCUACAACAGAAUCUUCAGGGCUAUGACUUCCGCUCGGACAUCUACAGCCUUGGAAUUACUGCGUGUGAGCUGGCGAAUGGUCACGUCCCAUUUAAAGACAUGCCCGCCACACAGAUGCUGCUGGAGAAGCUCAACGGUACAGUUCCAUGUCUGUUGGACAGCACCACCAUCCCGGCGGAAGAGCUCACUCUAAAGCCCUCGCGCUCGGGGGCAGACUCCGGGAUCUGCGAGGGCCUCGGCGCCGGAGGGGCACGGCACGCCAACGGAGAGCCGAACCCCUACAGCAGGACGUUCAGCCCUCACUUUCACAACUUCGUGGAGCUCUGCCUGCAGAGGGAUCCAGAGAAACGACCUUCAGCCAGCGCUCUGAUUGGUCACUCCUUCUUCAAGCAGAUAAAGCGGCGUCCAUGCGAGGCUCUGCCCGACCUGCUCCGUCCCGUCUCGCCACUCAGCAGCUUCGAGUGCGUCCAGCCUCACGAUUCGCCCUCGGCCCUGGCCAGUCUGGAGUCCGGCCUCAGCCACCUCGACGUGGACGACUGGGAUUUCUGACCCAGGAUAAAGGACUGCUGAGAGCUGGUGUGUUUUAUGGAAGUGAAAUCAGGGUGACUUGUUCAUGAUGAGGUUUGCUUUGAAGGGUUAGACGUGUAUAGAGUGCAUGCGUUUGCCAGUAAGUAGGAUUACAAAGAAAACGGGGUGCAGGGUUUGAGAGGAAUCGUUGGGUCAAAAAUAAAGCGUACACGACUUGGGCCGGUCAAAGCAUGUUUAGUAAGGUUCGGCUCUGUUUUUCCACCUGAUCUACAAGGCUUGUGUUAAAACGAGCGUUUAAAUUCUCAUUUCUGUCGUGGUGUUUGUAUUUUUACAGAACUGUGUGUAUAUAGCAGGUAUGUAUGUAAAAGAAACUGGUUCAGGGCUGGACUGCGGCCUCCACGGCCCUGCCCGACAGAGGAAGUGUAGGAAUCAGAAAGCACACUAGCCUUCAGGAUGUCAGGUGCUUACUUCUGUGCACGGUUACUGAGUUGUUACGUGGUUUGUAAACUAUAAACUUGAACGAUACACUUUAACAUGAAUGUCUGUUAGCAUCGUACUGCACGCUUCACUCCUGAGUUCUUGUUUACGCGGAAUCGGGCCGUCAAGCUCAGGAACAGUUACUGUUUAACUGUUCAGGAACUGUUACUGUUGCAUCAAACUAGUCAUUAAAGUUACUGGUACAUCCGGUUUCCAUCCACAAGAGCUGCUAGCUGAGAUACAUGACAACAUCCGGGCUAUAUAUCUCAGUUACAGUGAUUAUUUGCAUCAUGAAUGUUAUUGCAGUGUUUCUCAGUUUGCUUCUGUUUGGUGGAGAUGAAGCCGUGAUGUAUUUCAGUGUGGAGUUUUUCAGAUGUUACACAAUAAGAAUAAACGUUUUUUAAAUUAAUAA